CUCAACACGCUGGACACGUCCCCGGGCCACGUCGCUCUCCUCGCCAUCUUUCAGUUGGGAGUGGGGCAGACGCCGUAGAUUCGGUGUCCUUAUCUCACUUUUGGGGACCCACUCGCUGCUGAAGUUCGGUCCGACCUGUCCGCCAUUUAACUGUUUCUCAUUCUAACGUUACUCUACCGCUGAAGGCGUCUCUCUCUCCUUCUCUCUCUCUUUCCGCGCCGACAGAAACAUGAACAUAUUCAGGCUCACCGGGGAUCUCUCUCAUUUAGCGGCUAUCAUCAUCCUGCUGCUCAAAAUAUGGAAAAGCAGGUCUUGUGCCGGUAUAUCUGGCAAAAGCCAGAUUCUCUUCGCCCUGGUUUUCACUACUCGCUACUUGGACCUCCUCACCUCCUUUAUCUCUCUGUACAACACCAUUAUGAAGGUUAUCUACAUUGGAUGUGCAUAUGCCACAGUGUACCUGAUCUAUGUUAAGUUCAAAGCCACCUAUGAUGGCAACCAUGACACUUUCAGAGUGGAGUUCCUAGUCGUCCCGGUGGGUGGCCUUGCUUUCCUCGUCAACCACGACUUCUCUCCUCUUGAGAUAUUCUGGACCUUCUCUAUCUACUUGGAGUCAGUGGCCAUUCUUCCCCAGCUUUUUAUGAUCAGUAAAACUGGUGAAGCUGAGACUAUAACCACCCACUAUCUGUUCUUCUUGGGGCUCUAUCGUGCCCUGUAUCUCAUCAACUGGAUCUGGCGCUACUACUUUGAAGGAUUCUUCGAUAUGAUUGCCAUCGUGGCAGGCAUUGUUCAGACAAUCCUGUAUUGUGAUUUCUUCUAUCUUUAUGUAACAAAAGUGUUGAAAGGAAAGAAGCUGAGUUUGCCAGCUUAAGUGCCAAAGCCAGAGCCUUGGCAGUUGUGCGUGGGGGCACAGGACACCGCUGACACCAAGUUUGAGUAAGAUGCCUGAGAUGGAAUACAAAAGGGAUCCACUUCUCUUUUUCCUGAAACCUUGACCAGCUCUGGGACAGUUUUGGAUUCAAACUGUGGCAAACCCUCGGCUUCCCCAUUAUUUGGAUUCCUGAUUUUUGUUUUUUGUUGGUUGCCUUACUAUUUUUUCAUUAUUAGGCACUAAGGAAAAAAGUAAGAAGUGUUUUCUACAUGAAAUGUGUAUUCCCUUCAGUUUGGCUCCUGGCAUCAUAAAAGAGCUGAAAUUGCCUAAAAUUUGGCGGUGUGUAAUGGUCAAGGGGACUUAUUCUUGCUGAAUAUUGACUAUAUUUGUAAGAGUAUUUGCAAUCUUAAUAAAUGUACAUUGUUUACUGAAACUCUAGAUGAGUGUUGGUUGGACAAAUUACUCUCUGUGACAGAUUUGUUUGAGGAAUGGUUGUUUUUACAUUAUCACCCUAUGUAGAUUCCUUUGCAAAGGAAGGCUAAUCUCAAAACAGCGGUUUUGCCCCAUGCUCUGGUCAGCUCUCAUAUUUUGUUUUUUAUUAGAAUGAAAGAGCACCUUUUCAGUGUUUUCCUAAGUUUGUGAGAUGGAAAAUUUCAAAAUAAUCAAGUCUGUAGCAAUGUGGAAGCUGAUGUGUUUUCUUUCUUUUUUUUCCCUCUUUUUUUUGCACCAGAGUCAUGUUUGCAUCAGUUUGCACACUGCUUUAUUUUCACUGCUAAUUGGGUAUUUCAUUUACCCAAAUGAUGCAUUUUGCUUCAAAAAUGUUUUUUUCCACUCUUGACAUACACAUAUUGCGUAUAUAUAUAUUUACCAGAUUUUAAUCAUGUUGGCCAAUGUGCUUUUUUAACAUUUUAUCUGACGUUUCUAAAAUUGAAAAAAACGUGAAAUUCGUUGAGGUAGCAUAUAACUUAAUAAUUGAGGGACUGACGUUCCAGACAUUUAUCUUACAUAUUGAACGUUUGACUUUGAUUUUUUUUUUUGUCAGAACCAUUGCCAGCAGCAUUGCCCAUAUAGUUGUAAAGCAUGAUUUGUAUAUUGAGCUAUACUUUACUGUUAUAUUUUGUUUCUAAUCACUGAUGGAUGGGCAUUGUUGCAAAUUGGAAUUGAUAUUUUUUUUUUUUUAUUAUGAUUAUUUCUGGAUUAUAAUUUUCCUUUUUUUUUGCUCAGCAAAAAGCAGUUUUUUUAGUUAUUCAGGUUUGCAUGAUGUCCACCUCAAAUAAAGAUUUUAUGGGAAACAC
Colossoma macropomum (tambaqui) is the source of this 2163-nucleotide messenger RNA. RefSeq names its product KDEL endoplasmic reticulum protein retention receptor 2b (gene kdelr2b). Lineage: Eukaryota; Metazoa; Chordata; Actinopteri; Characiformes; Serrasalmidae. Gene Ontology annotation, biological process: protein retention in ER lumen; endoplasmic reticulum to Golgi vesicle-mediated transport. Gene Ontology annotation, molecular function: ER lumen protein retrieval receptor activity. Gene Ontology annotation, cellular component: cis-Golgi network; membrane; endoplasmic reticulum. The transcript is spliced from 5 exons. The record is from RefSeq and is a predicted model, not a curated record. Bases 230 to 868 code for a protein of 212 amino acids.